UGCCGGCGGACGCGUUUCAUACUCUUCAUUGUUGACGAGGGAGGGAGUCCUGUGGGUUUUGCAAUUUUCAUCGAUUUUACAUGAGUUCCGUGACAAUUCCCGCCCAGCCGUAGCCCUGCCCGAGGACCUACUACCAUGAAGUGAUGGAAAACCAGGUCAUUGAGCCGAAAUGUCGUUGGGAGCGGUGACAGGCUUUAAGAUGGAGCAGUUCAAUGUCCUGGAUCCUCGCAAGCAAGAGCUCCUCGAGGCAAGAAUUGAAGGCAGGAUGCACCUUACUGGGAGUAACUCAAGCACUCCCACCAACACCCAGCCGCCCUCCACGCUCUCAGGCUCUGGGUCCCAGCCUAUCCUAUUGGACAGACAAGACUCCAAUCUCAGCACGGGUUCGUCAGACCGGGAGGAGAGCACCAGUCCGGACAAGACACAGCAGCGCACACAGGCCGACCGGAAGCGGAAAAGGAAAAGUGGAACCCAGGGUGUGCAGAACGACGAGGGGGGAGGGGGCAACGUACAGAAGAUAAGCCGCUCAACGGAGACCAAGAAAAUAAACGACUAUUUUAAGCAGCAGCAUCAGCAGCAGCAGCAACAGCAGCAGCAGCAACAGCAACAACAACAACAAACCAACUCUCCACACAGACAUUCUGGUGCCAAGAGUCCAUCCCCUCAAGUACUCCUCAGCCACAUGACGUGGGCAUUGCAGACUGGUCACGGAGGCGCAGGAGAUCCGCUGGCUGGAUUGAUGCCUCCUCCCCGAGGUGUUCCGGUGGCAACGCGUUCCACACAGAGUGACAUCACCUUCCGACAGGUGGACGAGAUGGAGAGUCGAGCCUCAAUGGAUAUGGAGGCGAAAAACUCUAGAAUUGACAAUUUGCAAUGUACCAAUGACGAGCUGUCCCGACAGCUACAGAGUCAAAGUAAAGUACUGGAGCAGAAACAGUUGCAAAUUAAUAAGUGUAUUGAAGUAGUCAAAAGGUUACAAAUUGAAAAGUCUAAUAUAGAGAAGAAAGAAGCCAGACAAAAGUGCAUGCAGAACCGGUUAAGGCUGGGCCAGUUUGUCACCCAGCGAGUGGGCGCCACCUUCCAGGAAAACUGGCAGGAUGGAUACGCUUUUCAGGAAAUCACUAAGCGACAAGAGGAGCUCCAGGCAAACAGAGAAGAAAUAGACCGGCAAAGAAAGCUUUUAAUGAAGCGCAAACCAGUCGAGGGGGGAAGUAACUCUCGGAAACGGGGAGCCAACAGUAACCAGGGGCAGGGAGGAGGAAACUUACCUAACGGUCUUGGGGGGGACCACGACCACAGGGACCUGACCAUUCAAGAGUAUUACGAGUCGGAGGAAAUACUAAAGCUGCGGCAAACGGCUCUCAAGAAGGAAGACACAGACCUGCAGCAAGAAAUGGAGAAGCUGGAGAGGGAGAGAAAUCUACACAUAAGGGAACUCAAGCGAAUUCACAAUGAGGACCAAUCCAGGUUCAACAACCACCCUGUGCUAAACGACCGGUACCUGUUGCUCAUGUUACUAGGGAAGGGAGGCUUCUCGGAGGUGCACAAGGCGUUUGAUCUAAAGGAGCAGCGAUAUGUUGCCUGUAAAGUUCAUCAGUUGAAUAAAGACUGGAAGGAUGACAAAAAAGCCAAUUAUAUCAAACAUGCUAUUAGGGAGUACAACAUCCAGAAGAAGCUAAACCACCCCAGGAUUGUGCGGCUGUAUGAUGUGUUUGAGAUAGACGCCAACAGCUUCUGCACCGUCCUGGAAUACUGUGAUGGCCACGACCUUGACUUCUACUUAAAACAGCACAAGACCAUACCAGAACGAGAAGCAAGAUCUGUGAUUAUGCAGGUUGUCUCCGCACUCAAGUACCUGAAUGAGAUCAAGCCUCCAAUCAUCCAUUAUGACCUCAAGCCAGGGAAUAUCUUGCUCACCGACGGGAACAUCUUGGGGGAAGUGAAGAUUACGGACUUUGGCUUGAGCAAGGUCAUGGAUGAGGACAGCUACCAUCCAGACUAUGGGAUGGACCUCACCUCGCAGGGGGCUGGGACGUACUGGUACCUACCACCUGAGUGCUUCAUAGUCGGGAAGACACCUCCUAAAAUCUCCAGUAAAGUGGAUGUGUGGUCUGUUGGGGUCAUUUUCUAUCAGUGCCUAUAUGGAAAAAAGCCAUUUGGCCACAACCAAAGCCAGGCUACAAUACUUGAGGAGAAUACCAUCCUCAAGGCCACUGAUGUACAGUUUCCACCUAAACCUGUGGUUAGCAAUGAGGCCAAGCAAUUCAUCCGGUGUUGUUUAGCAUACCGGAAGGAGGACCGCAAUGACGUGUUGACGCUGUCUUCCAACCCGUACCUUUCCCCGCCGCUACCAAAGAGUGGCCGGCAGUCAGCCAGUAGUCAGCAACAGGCACAGCAGCAGCUUCUGCAGCGGCGGCAGCACAGCAACAGGCAGGAUAUCAGCAGCCCUUCACCACUGGGCUACUGGGUCUUGCAAACAUACACUCUUCCACCAGCUCAUAAUGAUACGCCACCCACUGUAGGGGGCAGGUCAGGCCCCGACACCCCCUACCUGGCUCCCCCCUGUGUCACUCAGCCCUCUACACUGGUCAUCACCUGCCCAUUGCAACCCACUGCUCUGAGUUGCUACAGUAUUGGGGUCACCAUACUGAAUGCAGGGCUUCAGUUGUUGGCAGUAUGUAACAUGUAAUUACAUUUAGUCUGACCUUGUCUCAGAUGGAAAUUAAAUAUGCCAAUUUCCUCAGCUUUUACUAGCCAUGACAGUAAAUUUAAGACAGUGUUCUACAGUGGAAUUCAUAAUGGGUACAAUUCUUUUGUUUUUAAAGAUUUUGCAUUUGUAUUCAGUAGGAGUGAGUUGUCAUCAGGAAAAUUUGUUUUGUGUUCUGUUAAAAACAAUCCUGCAGUGACAAACAUCAUUGUUCAUUUCUUGUCCAGCAUAUUCGUGUACAGAGUAACAGAAAGGUCUGACAAACCUCAGAACAAUAUGUGGCAUUGGGACUGAAGCGAGGAAGGUGGUGAAGUAGUGGUGAGUGAGUGACCAGGGGUGCGGGGCAGAGGCUCAACACCGCACUAGACUCUCAGUGUUCCUACUCGCUGCCACAACCACCGCCGUGGCUUGUGCUCCCCGGCCGGGUCCUGAGCACGCCAGAGACAGACCAAGUGGUGUCCGUGUGCAGCUCGAAGGUAUUCCAUUGUGCAUAGUUUCAAAGUGUAUGCAUAUGUAUAUAUAUGUAUGUGUGGGUACAUGUAUUUAUGCAUAUAUACAUAUAUACACUAAAGUCUAUCAAGCCAAAGCUGUGACUUAGUUAAUACCGAGAGUCAAACAUUAUACGUACCAGUAAGUGAAGCAGAGACCAGCGAGGAGUAGUGCCGCGAGGACCGCUGAGUGUGGCGCUGGGAACACAGACACUGAGUGGUGCUUCAUCUCUGCAGUGGCAAGACACUGAGGGUGAGGUGGCCCUGCAGAGGACAACAGUUGUGUUGCUUCCACGCGCUAAGCGGUGACAACGGGUAGGGUGGCGCAUGUGAGGUUUUUGAGCCACCGACCGAUGUGAUGUGAUAUUGUGUAGUCGUGUUUGUGAAACUCUGCGUCUCCGGCAAGGGUUGUGGGCGUGACAGUGGCCGGUAGCCAGGUGUGUGAUAUAUCUAGUGGCACUUUAAGAAAGUGAGCUAAUCUAAAUGACUUUUCAGGAAACAGUGAGUGUUAAUCAGCAGAUAAGCAUUGUUUAAUGAAUGUUGCCCUUAAUAUAGCAGCUGAAAUUUGAAUGAAAGGAAAGUGCAACUUGAAAAUUACCAAAACUGUAUCCUGAAGUAUCCCCGUGUCUAAAUUUGUCUUAGGCCUGUGUUAAAUAUUUCCUGAAGAAUGAUUAAUUUUCUGAAAAAGAAAGGAAAUUUCUAGGUAUGUACUACUACUACUACUACUACUACUACUGUUUAUAAAGUUUGGUGCUACAGAAUCUAAAAUGAAAACUCAUUUUGUCUUAUUUUCUGAAGCUGAAGUGAGUUACCCAAGAAGAAAUCCAUGAAUUCAUUCCUGUGGAAAUAGGCUGUAUACACAAAGCAUUACAUAGCUCCCACCUUAUUCAUGUACAUUGUUUACUGAUAUUUCUCUCCUGCUGCAAGUGCCGUGUGUUGAUGCAUGACACAAACCAGUCUUGUGGUGGCAGAAACGGCACACCACACACCACACAAUAGUCUGCAGAUCACCACAGCUUUUUGUCUUCAUUAUAUUGUAUGUAUUUUUAUGUCAUUUUAGACAUGUGAGAUACUACCUAUAGUUUUGUAUGUUUUUUUUUUUUUUUUUUUUUUUUUUUUUUCUUUUUUUUUUCUUUUUUUUUUUUUUUUUUUUUUUUUUUUUUCUUUUUUUUUGUCCUCCAUACAGACCUUUCUUUCUCUACCCUUAUAUAUGUACACACAUGUAUAUUUAUAUAACACACACACACACACACACACACACACACACACACACACACACACACACACACACACACACACACACACACACACACACACACACACACACACACACACACACACACAUGUAUGUCCUUUUCCUUUUAUCAUACCAUCUCCAUCUCUCUCUUUCUCUUUCUCUUUCUCUCUCUCGCUAUCUUUCUCACUCACUCUGUCUUGUUUUUAAAUUUGAUUUUGUGGUGAUCAGCUCUAAUUUAAAUUGCAAUAGGUUGGACACUUUCUGACUGAACACCUGAUUGGCUGAUGGUCAUGCAGAGCUGAGGAGAUGGUGGCGGUGGAUCUUUGGUUCGCAUCCUGGUCUUGACAAUCUUUCUAAGACAGUAAAGAGAAAAAAAUUGUUAUGUAUUUAUUUAAGUUUUAUUGUUCAAAAUUGUUUCUUUUCCCAUUUAAUUUGAAUGUUAGAGGAUGUAUUUAACAAUGCUGCUUCAACGAUGAUGAAAGUGAAGGAAAAAUUCAACCAUUUUAUAAGGCAGACAUUUAAAAGUAAUGCCUUUUUAUCCUAAUGUGUUACGUUCCUAAGUAUGCCUUGACUUUUAUCCUAGAUGACAGUGUUUCAUGUUGUUCGCAAGUUUGAUGUCGGGUGUUGUAUGCCAGCCUUGUGUUGCUAAAAGGCUAAAGGUAUUGCAGUUUUUACCGGACAUGCCUGAUAACACGGAUCAUGAAAUUUAGAAUUUUUUUACUUAAUUUGUACAAUUGUAUAGUCGGAGAAGACACGUAGAGGAGAUACUCUUAGCAUACUGUUGAGGAGUUUGAAGACUCAGAACACUCCUACUUGUUAGCUAAUUUGUAUCACAGGAAAUUAUAAUAAUCAUAGCUUGGCAUGUGGUGGCUGACAGGGAUUUCCAAAACUCCUUUCACCCGUUUAGAAGACUUCACCGAGCUGCCUCGAUGCUGCCGUGCAAAGUAACAGGCAUAAACAACAAUGCUUAUUAAAGUGAGCUGCCAGAAAGCAUGUUUUACCAAUUCCCAGCUGAUUUGAAUUUUCUGCCAUGCAUUCAUUGGUUUUGUGUUGUUUCUCUCUAUUGGGAACUUUUGGGAAACCUCUUGUCAUGUGUCAAGUCAAAAGAGAUUCAAAUUCAGAUUGUCAACAGGGAGGUAUGUACUGAGUUAAAUUUGCCCUUAUGUUUCCUCAGCUCUCACCACUCAUUAUUUUCCCCUCUCUCAGUUAAAGAUUAAUACCGCCAUUUGGUCUGUUGCCGGCCAUUGUGAUAGUUAUCGCUCUAUACUUGUAAAAUUCUAUCAUGUUAUGUAAAAUGUAAUGCAUAAAAUAAAUUAAUAAAGCGA
Scylla paramamosain (green mud crab) is the source of this 5757-nucleotide messenger RNA. Its product is annotated as serine/threonine-protein kinase tousled-like 2. NCBI's taxonomy places the organism in Eukaryota, Metazoa, Arthropoda, Malacostraca, Decapoda, Portunidae. Gene Ontology annotation, molecular function: ATP binding; protein serine/threonine kinase activity. Gene Ontology annotation, cellular component: nucleus. Gene Ontology annotation, biological process: chromosome segregation; intracellular signal transduction; peptidyl-serine phosphorylation. The record is from RefSeq and is a predicted model, not a curated record.